Molecule: messenger RNA, 6627 nt
Organism: Phymastichus coffea
Lineage: Eukaryota; Metazoa; Arthropoda; Insecta; Hymenoptera; Eulophidae
Gene: spri
Product: protein sprint
Exons: 16
Biological process (GO): signal transduction; vesicle-mediated transport
Cellular component (GO): cytosol; endocytic vesicle
Molecular function (GO): guanyl-nucleotide exchange factor activity; small GTPase binding
Source: RefSeq, a predicted model, not a curated record
AGCACGGCCGGGAUAAUAUGCAAAGCGACGCCCGCGCCAUUAAUACUCAAGCCAGGCGUAUCUGCUUUCAGGAGCGAGCUGUUUCUCGAGCCAUAUCUGCCCAACACCAGCGGCGGCGGCGGCGGCGGCGGUGGCGGCGGCAGCGGCAGCGGUGGCGUCGGCCAGCAGCAGCAACAGCAGCAAGUUGUCGUCAACUCACCCGAUACGCCACCCCCCGAACCCCUCGUCGUCGUGCAACGACAGCUACAUCAUGUGCAGAGCGAAGGUUCGUUAUCGUCGGACAAUGGCACAGGCACAUCGGCGGACGGUUCGUCGGAGGACGGGUUGUCGGAGGAGGGUUGCUGCGACGACGACAGCAGCCACCUGCAAGGCCAUCAUCACAGCCACGCGAGCGAGGCAGCGUGCAGCAUCACCCUGAUCGAGCGGCUCAUUCGCUCGCAUCCGAUCUGGUUUCUGCCUGGCAUUCAACGCGCCGGCGCCUUUCACCUGCUGCAAGGCAAAGAGGAAGGGAAUUUCGUAGUGAGACAAUCAAGCCAGAGCGAUACGAUGGCGCUGUCCGUGAGAUUACCAGCGGGUAAAGGACCGUACAUCGAGCAUUACCUCAUCCAGGCGAACAAAGGAAAGUUGAGCUUGGAGACGAGCGAAAAUAGGUUCGACAACAUUCCCUCGCUCAUCGCCCAUUACUCCCAGUGCUGCGACGAGUUGCCGGUGCAGCUGACACUGCCGCGGGCGAUGCGAGAGGCCAAGAAUAGGCAGCAGCUCUCGUCACUGGCCCUUCUCGGCCAAGAGUUCUGGAGGUAUCCAAUGGCUAACCCUAAGCAGCCACCCGAGAGCAACGCCUGCAGUAGUAGCAGCAACACCUCCAGUCUUGGCAGCUUUCAUGCCGGAAACAAUAACAAUAACAACAUCAAUAACAAUCUGAGCACGCCAGCCACUGAAAGUAUUAUACUCAAUCUCACGCCGAUCGCAAUUAAAGAUUCUCUAACUACGUCGCCGGCAAGCACGCUGACAACGUCGACGUUCACAUCGUCGCUGCCUCGACAGUCACGUCCGACGCCACCGAACACGCUAAAUCUGACGAGCUUUAACGAGCCACUGGAAGCCUCGCGUCGCGACAACAAACUGUCACCGAACGACAGGUUAUCGCAGAGGCUGAUUUCACCGAAUCUCGUGCAGAAUCUCGUCAGAUCGCCUUCACCCGUUGCACACAAUGUCGAGGCUAAUGUACUCAGUCCGUCGUCGGUGUGCGAAUCAGUCAAGAGCCCGUGUGGUGAUUUCGUGCGAGGAAGUCAAUUCACGUCGAGCAAUACAUCUAUGACGUCGAAUUUCCAUCGGAACAUUGCUACGGGUUUCAACGAGUUAGCGCAGAUAAAGUCACCUGACGUCGUGCAGACACCGAUGGGAAAUGUGAAAAGUCCACCGCCACCGCCGCCCAGGUGGGCUAAACCUGGACAGCCGCAGCAGCAGCAGCAGCAACAGCAGCAGAGUAACAUUACAUUAACUACAACAGUUACAUUCAAUGUUAAUCAGAGUGGAGAUGUCAGCAAUAUGCAGUCAACGCCAUCGGACUCGAACAUACCUUCACUCUUCAGUCCACAAAGUGCAUCAUCCAAAUCAUUAGGCUCGAAAUCAUCGUCAGCUCAAUCCUCAUCAGCAGCAACACCCAUCCUCUCUACAUCAUCAAAACUCGGCAAUAGAACUCCUCAAAUUCUUUCGCCUGGUGGUGUCUCAAACACAGGAAAACCGUCUCGUCGAAAACGAGAUAAAGACGCGCGUAAAAACUCUCAACACUAUCAGGAAUCCGACAUUAUGGAAUCGUAUUACAGAAGCUCGCCGGCCGACAAAAUAUCUGAUUACGAGGACAUUUGGAAUACGACAGAUCAAUCGAAUCCACCAACAUGGUCGCCGAAAGACAAAUUGAUGACGAGGUGUACGAUUGUGAAAAAUGAUCAGCAACUCGUCGCGCAAACAAACGAGAAACUUAUUAUACGGAACGAUAGUAAGACUGCGAGCGAGAAGAUGAGUUAUAAGGAGAUUACUAGUCCAGAGUUCACUAGCUUUAAACCGUUGCCCGAAGCUAAGAGUACCGAGACUACACCCUCACCCGAGGACAUGUCCAGGGGCAAGCGGCCCGAUCUACUGUCGAGAGUUUGUAGUGCGAACUCACUGAACAGUCCAAACACUCAAACACCGCCUCGCAAUAAAUUAGGUCUUCAUGUUCUCGCACGUUCCGAGAGCAACAGUCCCAUGACACCUAUGGAAACCAAACAAGGUUCACCAUUCUACGCGGAGCCAGCCGAUGCGAUACUACGGCCAAGUCUCGCAUUGGUAGCACGACGUCGACCAAAACCAUUGAACACAGUAGCAAGUAAAUUUCGGCACAGUGAACCAGGUUGGUUGCAAGCACAACUCAGUGGAAAUUGUCAUCUUGGCGUAUUGCAUCCCAUCGAUUGGGACGAUUCGGAGGAAACCGAGGAUAAGACACCGUUAAUCUCGUCAUCGGUCGACAAUCUUGCCAAGAGGCUGAGUAGCGGCAAGGAGAAAAAAUGUUUACCCUGCGCGGCCAAACCCGUACAGCCACCCAAGAUCAAGCCCAAGAUAUUCAGCGACACUUCGUGGGCGGUCGACUCCAGCUGGGAAUUUAUAGGCAACGACGCUGAUGAUUGCGAGCCUGAUUACGACUGUGAUGCGGACUAUGAAGUUGAGAAUGGACGGAAAUUCCAUGGAGAGGGGCGUGAUAGAUUCAUCGUGCGCAAUAAUUUGACAGCUCAUAAUAUUAUUUUGCAAAGAUAUCCGGAGCUGCUGAAGUCAGCGCCAACCACAAACAGUCUUCACAGCGAUCGUAACUCGUCGUACGAUAACGUGGAAAGACGGUUGAUCGGUCAAUCGACCACGACAAUGUCGACGACCACGAUGAACACCAACGCAACGACCAUCGAGCCAGCCGAAACGAUAUUGGACACGGACGUUGAAAGUAGCGACCAAGAGCGCGUCAAGCGCAGCCGUAGCUUCAAGGACCGACUCGAUCCCCUUUUAUCACCACCGGUUCGUGGCCGCGGCGAGAGUGGUCAGGGAUCGAACGUCGCCGGCAUGACGAUCAGCACCUACGCUCUGCAGCUUGCCGCCGAUCGCACCACUACCUUCUCGCAAAACAUCGAGAACUUCAUCCAGUGCACCAAGGAAGGCAAAGAGGCAUCGCCCCACGUUGUCAUGCGCAAUAUGAGACAAUUCAUGUCCGGCAUGAAGAACUAUUUGGUAAAGCACGGCGAGCGUGAAUUCGAGAGAGAAGUCGAGAAGCAGCGUUUGAAACUGAAACCCAACGAGUUUCUCAACCUGGACGCGAUACUCGAAGACGUGAUGAUGCGUCUGGUGGUGAGUCCGUUGCGCGAACAUGUGUACAGACUGUUUGUCGAGCAUUACGCUGCCAACGGCUCCAUUCAAGAUCUCGCCGAUAGCAUUCAACUCGCCCAAUCCAAACAAUUGCAGGAUCUCGGCGUCCGACCGAAAAUCAUUCCACCGUCGGAGGCCGGUUUGGAGCGCAUACUCGGUAACAUCGAACGUCUUCAAUUAGCUGAUUCACCACUGGAGAAGCUCGAGCACCUGCUGUCUGCCAUCUCUGCCAUUGUCAAUUCGGUGAAGCACGCUAAUUCCAGCAGAGCAGUCACCCUCGGCGCGGAUGAUCUAUUACCACUUCUCGUGUGGGUGUUGGUGCGCGGCAAAGUCAUCGACGCUGAAAUCGAAGCCGAGUACAUGUGGGGACUUUUACAUCCGUCCCUCUUGACCGGCGAAGGCGGCUACUACCUUACCACUCUAUCCAGCGCUGUUCAUGUCCUCAAAACUUUCAAAUCUAGUCAAGGAACCAUGUCCACAAUUACUCAGGGAUGUGGAACACCGGAUUGUUCGUCGGUUCUUCGUGUUCUCGUGCCAGAUGAGCUAAAUGGUUCCCUUAAUACCAGAACACUGCCAGUUCGACCAAACAUGAAUACCCGCGAACUCUGCCGUAUUCUUGCUCAUAAAAUACGGUGCACAAAUCCUCAAGAUUAUGGUCUUUUCAAAUUGGUUCAAGGAGAAGAAACUCUUCUUGGCGACCACGAUUGUCCCCAAGAAAUGUCACACUGUCUAUUCGCUUACAAACGUAUCGAUGCGAAAAUAGCAUGGCCAAAGACCACCGAUAGCAGCAUUAUAACUACUAACGGAAACAGCGCCUCCUGAUCCACGAACAUGCAACGACGCACCGUGAAAAUCUUGUCUAUAAAUCUGUAUUAACUUUUUUAUAAAACUAUACUAUGAAUGACGAAUGAAUUUUGUGUGAGAUGACAGACUUACUGUCAAUAUUAUGUGUAGACCAAUUAUGCUGCGUUGACAUGGUAUUAUUAUAUGUUAUGUAUUGUCUUGUAUGGUCGAUAUAAAAAAAAGAAACAAAAUGAUCAGCCUUUUUACUUCCUUCGUCUGUGUUCACUUUAUGACUAAUGUAAUUUUGGUAAAAAACAACAAAGUUAAUCAUUUUUCGAGCUAUCUAUUUCAAAAUUAUCACGUUUCAUGUGAUACAUGAGUUAAAACAAUAAUACAGAUUAUUAGUCAUACUUUUAACAGUUGUAAUGCGAUGCCCAAUGUACCACGUAUUUUUUUUCAAAUUAUUCACUGUAAAUGAUUUGCAAAGCCAGAUUUUCCAAGUGAUAAUGUGCAAUAAUCAUAUAAUAAUAAGCAACGUCAAAAAAGUAGAUCAUGUUCGUGAUAUUUUUCAUGUAAAUAUUUGUGUACGUGUUAUUAAAUAAUAAGGAAAUCAUUUUUUUCCAUGCGUGAUUAGCUGUAAUCUUAACAUUUAGCUCUCUUCUAAAACAAAUUGAUACUACUCGUGCCGUAAAUAAAUUAUUAUAAACAUGAAUAAAAUAUAAAAAAUUAAAGAGUUAUUAGAACGUAUUUUUACACAAAAAGUAUCGAUCAAAUGAUAAGUAGAAAUCAAGACUAGAUGCGGAAAUUCGAGGAAAGUAAAUAUUACGGAGUUAAAAUUCUCAAUAGAAUUAAGCAAAAAUAACGAAUCAUAUUGUCACUGUGACUGAAAAAAUAAAGUUUUUAUUUAUUUUUGUUCUCAAAUCAAAUGGGUAAUAGUCACGCGGUAAAUAAUGAACCCAUUAAAUGUUGUACAAAUAUUAAGCCUCAGCGUGUGUCUUCUGAUUAAAUCUUGCCUAAGAACGUUUCCAUUCGUAUUAUCAAUGAAUAUUUAUCGACAUAAUAAUCAUUCAAACAUCUAACUAACGCCAAAUAGUGGCAAAGAACAAUUAUAUACAAUAUUAGUAAUUACAAAAAAUACAUCUAUCUAGAUGGAUGUCGACGUAUGUUUAAGAAUUAUAUUAUCGAUUAUAAUUGAUUUUUAAUUGGUUACGACCAUAGAUUCACAUAGUUUUCCCAUCAAAUAAUUUGUAAUAAUAAUUUUAUAUAACACAUGAAAAUUGUCUUCGAUGAUUUAUAAAAUAAUAAAUCUUCAAAUACGAAACUUUUUCGGUUUUUGUGAAAUUCUACGAAUAAGAUAAUUGAAAAUGAUCAAUAUAAAUCGAAAAUGAACUGAGAUAACUACAUCAUAUGUAGGUCUUUUAGAUGGUAAAUAAUGUUUUUUUAAUAAAAGGAUAAUUUGAGACUAAUUCUUAUAACUCAUGUCGAAUCAAUCUUUUCAUGCAUUAUUGUAACUUUUAAUUUUUGUUAUUGUACAGUAACAAAUCAACUGAAAUUAUAUUUUCAUAUUUUAACUAUCAAUUGUAUACAUUGAAAUUAGUUUUAUAAAGUCGAUUAGACAAUCAACCAAUUCAGUAAAUGUAAAAAGAAUAAACGGAAUCAAAGGACUUCUUCAUACUCUAUAGUGGGCAAUGUUCAGUACCACGUUUAACAGUAUAACAUGGAAUGUAAAUAGUCUCUUGAAUUAAUUUUUAGGCGGAUAGUUAAAAUACUUUAAGUAGGUAGCAUAGAAUAUACUUUAAUAAAACUAUAUGGAUAAAAUCAUGUACUUUAACAAUUAAUAUAUUUUUCAUUGUAAAUUAUAAUUAUAUUCAAAUAAAUCGUCAUCAAAAUCUAUCUUAACUAUUGGUAUGAUUCUAGUUUUCAAGUAGAUCGUUUAUCAAGAAAUAUAUUUAUGUACCACUGAACUUUUAAGUUAUCUAUAAUCCCAUAAAAUUUGUGGACAUUUGCUAUUUACAAUAACAAUAAAUUAAUAGUAUAUUUUAUGAAAAAUUUUUAUGAAUUUCCAAAACAAUAGCUCAAAUUAAUUUCGUCAUUACGAUGGAACUAUAAAUCAAUCAACGGUUACUCAACAACGUAUAAAAUUUGUUGAUGGUUGACUGUGAAUAUUUUUCAAUGUGUUACGCUUGUAUAAGUCUUAAGAUUGCGGAGCCGUACUCAUUUAAAUGGUGUUUUUUACUUGGCUUUUUUAAGGGUAAGAAAAUAAUCGUUCAUCCUUAAAUCUCAAUGCUUUUCUAAAAAAAACCUUAGAAACCAUAGAUAAGGCUAGUUGGACAGUAGAAUUUGAUAAUUCUCAUGUGUUCUUUUGUUUUUAUAAAAAUAUACUUUAAGCAUCAGCGAACGUUCAGUUUUCUUGUACUGCACUUUUCAAUUAAUAUUAAUGUAUGUAUCGAUCGA